CCUGCCCUCAUUUUUCUCACUAACAGGCCUGAAAAGUGAACAAGAUGGAUGGGUCCAGCAAACAGCAAGAGGAGGAUAGUACUUUCACCAACAUUUCUCUUGCAGACGACCCAGACCAUUUAUCAAGAAUUUUGUAUCCAAGGCCCAAGAUGAUGAAUGCUGACAUGGAUGCAGUUGAUGCUGAAAAUCAGGUGGAACUGGAGGAAAAAACACGACUUAUUAAUCAAGUGUUGGAACUCCAACACACACUUGAAGAUCUCUCUGCAAGAGUAGAUGCAGUUAAGGAAGAAAAUCUGAAGCUAAAAUCAGAAAACCAAGUUCUUGGACAAUAUAUAGAAAACCUCAUGUCAGCUUCUAGUGUUUUUCAAACAACUGACACAAAAAGCAAAAGAAAGUAAGGGAUUAUCCCUUAUGUUUUAUGGAAUUGCUGCUGAUCAUUUUUUUCUUUAAAACUUGGAUAGAUUCCAGACGUUAUAAUACUUUUGUUUGUGGCUUCACUGAGUAUUUAUGAAGAUAAUGUCAGAUCUAAGCAAAAUUAAGAGCAUAACAGAAAACUCCCAUGAGUUUGUGUAUUAUGUUAGUCUAUGAAAACGUGCAAAUGUGCUGUAGAGACUUUAUAAUUAGAAAUGCAUAUAUUUAUGAAACUUGAAAAUGAAUGUUUUAUCAAAUUUGCUUUGACUUACAGGUUUAGCACUGACUUUAUUAUAGGCAUAGUUAGAGAUACAAGAAAAUAACCACCGUGUUGUGAAAAAGUGACCAAAAUCAUGUACUGAGUGCACAGCUUUAUGUACCCUGUCCACCAUUGUGUGCCUCUUCUCCGUUUGCUUUCUUCUCAUUUUCCUUCCCCAAGGAAAAAAUUGGUUUCACAUUUGUAAAAAGUAAUUUCUAUAGUUAAUCAUAUAGGGAGUAAUCUGAACUCUAACUGUAAGCUUAACCAAAAUAAGAUACUUUCUCAGUUAGGGCUUAUUUGUUGUAUUUAGGAGUAAGAUAGGAUAGUUGUUUCUCUUUAAUCAAUGAAAACGGAGGCUAUAAAAAUGAAGAUUUUUCUUUGAAUUGUCAAAUGGGGAAGAUUUGUUGUUAAAGACUUCCCUUGCACAGAGCUACCCACUUGGUUUUCUGAAAAGAUGUGCUCUGGUUGUGUGUGUGUUUGAAAUUUUAAAAUUUGAGGAAAAAUAGAAAAAGGGUGUGAAAAGAUUGUAACGGAUUCCAAAUGUUUCUACUUCAGAUUUGUGUUAAUCUCUGGCACAGAUUAGAUUUGGGAAUAUAUAAGAAAAUGGACUGUUUGGCUAACAUUAUGUAAACAAGACCUGGAAGAGAACAAAGUUUGUUUUCAGGUUUAUUUGUAGUACCCAGCAGAUCAACUUUGCAAAAUCCCUUAAGAGUGUGUUAGUAUCAAAAUCAUGAAUAAAAUGGGAGAGUUUUACAUGUAUAUUAAUUGACGCUUUCUCAGUAUUUUAUCUCACUACUUAGAAUCUUCUGUAAACCCAGCUGCUGGUUUGCAAAGUUUUAGUCAUUUAACAGUUUUUUUAAAUUUAGUUUGUAGAUUCCAUUUGGUAAGGAAAUGAGUAUCACGAGUAAUGUUAAAGUGUUACACAGGAAAAGAGAUCCACUAAUAUAGCUUAUGGUUACUAAAUUUAGGCUAAUCAUGAAGUAAUCUUAUGUUUGUAUUGGUAUAAGAUUUGAUGACUUUAGCUGUAUGAAUAUAUAAUAGUCAUACGCAAACAUUUUGCAUCCCUUUGUGACCUAAUUUUCAAACAUUUAAAAUUGUGUUGCAGUUAUGCUUUGCUGUUUAAUAAAAAGGGUGUUUCAAAAA
Molecule: messenger RNA, 1813 nt
Organism: Camelus dromedarius (Arabian camel)
Lineage: Eukaryota; Metazoa; Chordata; Mammalia; Artiodactyla; Camelidae
Gene: SCOC
Product: short coiled-coil protein
Exons: 4
Coding region: 45-398 (117 amino acids)
Cellular component (GO): trans-Golgi network
Source: RefSeq, a predicted model, not a curated record